AUGUCGUCCACCAGCAACGCCUCCAUUGACAAGUUCAACGGAGACAAUUACGCAACGUGGAGCCGGUACAUGCGCGGUGUGUUUUUGACGCAGCCUUCUGGCACGUCGUCAACCGUGAAGUGA
Molecule: messenger RNA, 123 nt
Organism: Peronospora matthiolae
Lineage: Eukaryota; Oomycota; Peronosporomycetes; Peronosporales; Peronosporaceae
Source: the annotation of a GenBank genome assembly